This is a messenger RNA of Cajanus cajan (pigeon pea), 1298 nucleotides long. RefSeq lists its product as uncharacterized. Gene Ontology annotation, biological process: lipid homeostasis. The record is from RefSeq and is a predicted model, not a curated record. Lineage: Eukaryota; Viridiplantae; Streptophyta; Magnoliopsida; Fabales; Fabaceae. Gene Ontology annotation, cellular component: endoplasmic reticulum; membrane.
UGCCUUCUCCAAAAAAAAAAAAAAAAUUGAGAGAGAGAGAGAAGGGAAUAACUUCUGGCAGUUAUGUAACGAUAUUCUGUUGGGCACCUCAAUCCAACAAUGUUCAUCCUUCUAGGGUUUCCAGAAUUCCCCCCAAAAUUCAAUUAAUGCGUUUCUGAAUGCAUCUCAAAACGACGCAGUAUAAGAUCGCCAUCCUUCCAUAAAUUCGAUUCAUCCACUGCACAUAACUGGGGACUGGAGGUGGAAAGCAGAAAAGCAUAUACUCUUUUUAAGAGACUUCUCAACCAACGGGUAGUGUUACAAUGUUGGCUUCUGAAAAUAUUAUGACAUUCAAAUCUUACCAAAACCGAGCUAAUUUGUUCGUGAAGGAAUAUUUACUAGCUGACUCUCUGAUUCCGUAUACUUCUGUUGUCACUGGAAUUUUAGCUUGCAAGAUGGUUUAUGAACUUACUCAGCUUAUUGGCACUAGUUACUUUAAGAUCUAUUCCAGCUUCUCCAAAAUCCAACGUAUUGAGUGGAAUAACCGUGCUGCAUCAACUAUGCAUGCCAUUUUCAUAACAUCUAUGGCGUUGUACAUGGUGUUUUGCUCAAAUCUAUUUUCUGAUUACCAGUCUACUGAACUUAUUACUGUUCGAAGCUCUUCAUUGUCGACUUUUGCACUGGGGGUUUCUGUUGGUUACUUCAUUGCUGAUCUAGGGAUGAUAUUGUGGUUUUUUCCUUCGCUUGGUGGAUAUGAGUAUGUGAUUCAUCAUCUGUUUUCUUUAGUAGCAGUAGCAUAUUCAAUGUUGAGUGGGGAAGGACAGCUUUACACGUUCAUGGUCCUGAUCUCUGAGACAACAACUCCAGGGAUCAAUUUGAGAUGGUAUCUUGAUGUAGCUGGAAUGAAAAAAUCCAAAGCUUAUCUCAUCAAUGGGGUAGUAAUAUUCAUUUCUUGGCUGGUUGCCAGAAUACUUCUGUUCAUUUACAUGUUUUACCAUGUCUACUUGCACUUUGAUCAGGUUGAGCAGAUGCACACCUUUGGGCAGUUAUUAGUAAUUAUUGUGCCGUUGGUGCUAUCAGUUAUGAACUUGGUUUGGUUUUCAAAGAUUAUCAAAGGCUUGAGGAAGACAUUGGCAAAGAGGCAGUAAAUAAUUUGCUUAGGGAAAUUUUUUGAAGAAAAUGUAUAGGUUACCCCUACCCAUGUUGAUAUCAACCUCCCUUCCUUGCUUCCCAUGUGAGUCAGAACUUAUUGUAAAAUCUUUUCCUUUUUAAUGUUUAUAUAUAUAAUAUAUAUACACACACACGAGGUGAUUUACUUA